AUGUCUUUCCGCAUUGCACCAUUUCUCCGCCAGAGGCUCUUUACCACCUCAACACGUGCACGCACCGCCAUCCCUAUGGAGAGCGUUACUGCAUCUCAGUUCGCAUCAACGGCAAACGUCGUCCCCAAGCUUGGUAGAAUAGCAAAAUGGUACCUGCCUUCUAUGGCUGCAAUUGCUAUUGGCUUUGGUGUUACCAACGCUCUCCAUGAAGUUAACCGCAAGGCACACAUGGUACUUGAGCUCACUCAAGAAGAGAAGAACCAACAGUUGAUGAACCUCUACGGAGAGCGUUCAAGUCUUGAGGACAUGGAGCGAGCAUUCGCGGGUCUUGAGACAACCCCUGUGAACGCAAAGGACAGGGCCAAGCUUCUGGAAGAGGCAUAUGGGGACCGCGCCAGCAUCAAGGACUUGGAGAAGGCUAUGGAACUCUACGAAGUCCAGUGA
This is a messenger RNA of Dothidotthia symphoricarpi CBS 119687, 444 nucleotides long. RefSeq lists its product as uncharacterized. Lineage: Eukaryota; Fungi; Ascomycota; Dothideomycetes; Pleosporales; Dothidotthiaceae. The coding region runs from base 1 to 444 and encodes 147 amino acids. The transcript is spliced from 3 exons. The record is from RefSeq and is a predicted model, not a curated record.